Oryzias latipes (Japanese medaka) is the source of this 5245-nucleotide messenger RNA. RefSeq names its product relaxin family peptide receptor 1 (gene rxfp1). The record is from RefSeq and is a predicted model, not a curated record. NCBI's taxonomy places the organism in Eukaryota, Metazoa, Chordata, Actinopteri, Beloniformes, Adrianichthyidae. Gene Ontology annotation, biological process: activation of adenylate cyclase activity; hormone-mediated signaling pathway; adenylate cyclase-activating G protein-coupled receptor signaling pathway. Gene Ontology annotation, molecular function: G protein-coupled peptide receptor activity; protein binding. Gene Ontology annotation, cellular component: plasma membrane.
AGCCAAUAGGCGCCUUUGUAGAAGCCGACAGAGCGCCCCCCACCCCCACCCCCAGCGGAGCAGGUCACCCCUCUCUCUCUGUGCGCGCUCACCUGUGCGUCAGAGUAUGGCAUCGUCGUCCCCUCCUCCUCCUCCUCCUCCUCCUCUUCCUCACGCGGCUGGAGACAGAGCCGAGCCGCCGUGGCGCACACGUGUCCUCUCAGCCCAGAUAUUCGCGCGCGCGCGCGACGGAACAGAGGAAACUUUGGCUGAGAAAUUUAGGCACACUGUGGACAAAAAAGGAGCCUGUUUUGCAGCUUUGGUUUCAUUCAUCACGCGUGGUUUUUAACCAGCAACUCCAAGCGGAAUCAUGGAAGUUCACGUGGCUGUGAUUUUCGCUUAUGGGGUGUCGGCGCUCAGUGCCACAGAAGAGAAGGCAGUUUGUCCCCUCGGAUAUUUCCCAUGUGGCAACCUCACCGUCUGUCUCCCUCAGCUUCUGCACUGCAAUGGCAUCGAUGACUGUGGAAAUCAAGCCGACGAGGAGAACUGUGGGGAUAAUAAUGGAUGGCCUCAUCUUUUUGACAACUACUUUGGGAUGCCAAGUCACAACACUCAGACCAAGUCCAACCUGUGCUUACUGGGUGCAGUUCCAGAGCGGUGCCAGUGUUUAGACCUGGAGCUGGACUGUGACAGUGCACGGCUUCAGAAUAUUCCAGAGGUGGCGAUAAAUAUCACCAUGAUGUCCCUGCAAAGAAAUAAUCUUCAGAGACUGAGAGCAAAUGGAUUCUUUAUCUACCAGAGUCUGCAAAAACUAUAUCUGCAGCACAACAGAAUCCAAGACGUCAGUCCAGAUGCCUUCAGAGGCCUUCAUAACCUGACAAGGCUAUAUCUGAGUUACAACAAGAUAACUGUGCUGAAGCCUGGCGUGUUCAGGGACCUGCACAAACUGGAGUGGCUGAUCCUAGAAAACAACAACAUCCAUCAGAUAUCUGCCAUGACAUUUUCAGGACUGAACUCUCUGGUUCUGCUGGUCUUGUUGAACAACUCUCUGACCAAGCUGGCAGACAUCUGUCAAGAAAUGCCUCGGCUGAACUGGCUGGAUUUGGAAGGAAAUCUCAUUGAGGCGAUUGGAAAUGUCUCCUUUCACUCUUGCAGCAUGUUGACAGUUCUGGUUUUGCAGCGAAACAGGAUCAACUAUAUACACGAGCAGGCAUUCUCUGUCCUCAGGAAGCUCGGAGAGUUGGACCUGUCCAACAACAGACUGGUGGCCAUUCCCAGAAAACUUUUCAUCUUACUGGAGGAUUUGCUUCAGCUGAAUAUUUCAUACAAUCCCAUCAUGGAGCUCCAAGUUGACCACUUUGACCGAUUACAUAAAUUGAAGUCACUGAGCAUAGAGGGAAUAGAAAUUGGAAACAUUCAGCGAAGGAUGUUUGAACCUCUUAAAUACUUGACUCACAUCUACUUCAAGAAGUUCCAGUACUGUGGCUACGCCCCUCACGUGCGCAGCUGCAAGCCCAACACUGACGGCAUCUCGUCCUUUGAGAACCUGCUGGCUAACAUUGUCCUGAGGGUCUUUGUGUGGGUCGUCUCUGCCACAACCUGCUUCGGCAACAUCUUCGUCAUCUGCAUGCGCUCCUACAUCCGCUCUGAAAACAAACUCCACGCCAUGUGCAUCAUCUCCCUCUGCUGCGCAGAUGGACUCAUGGGCGUCUACCUCUUCAUGAUUGGUUCGUAUGACCUAAAGUUUCGAGGCGAGUACAACAGGCACGCCCAGUCCUGGAUGGACAGUACCCAGUGUCAGAUCAUUGGCGCUUUGGCCAUGCUGUCCACCGAAGUGUCUGUGCUGCUCCUCACUUACCUCACUCUGGAGAAGUACAUCUGCAUCGUCUACCCUUUCCAGUACUUGACCCCUGGUCGGCGGCGAACUGUCACCAUCCUGACCAGCAUUUGGGUGUUCGGUCUAAUAGUAGCCUUCCUGCCGCUGGCUUGUAAGGGCUUGUUCCGUAAUUUCUAUGGGACAAACGGAGUUUGUUUUCCUCUUCAUUCUGAACAGCCAGAGACGCCCUGGGCUCACGUUUACUCCAUCGUCAUUUUUCUCGGUCUGAACCUGGUGGCGUUCCUCAUCAUCGUCUUCUCUUAUGCAAGCAUGUUUUACAACAUUCAGAGAACUGGAACUCAGACCACCAAGUUCAGCAACCACAUUAAAAAAGAGGUCACCAUCGCCAAGAGGUUCUUCUCCAUCGUCAUCACCGAUUCGCUCUGCUGGAUCCCCAUCUUUGUCCUUAAGAUCCUGUCUCUGCUGCAGGUGGAGAUUCCCGGAACCAUCAGCUCGUGGGUCGUAAUAUUCAUUCUCCCCAUCAACAGUGCCCUGAACCCCAUCCUCUACACCCUCACCACGCGGCCUUUCAAAGAGACCAUUCUGCAGGUGUGGGCUAACUACAGGCAGAAGAGACCGCUGUUCAGUGGUCACCCUCCUCAUCACCCGUCGCUCACUUGGCAGGAAAUGUGGCCCAUGCAGGAAAACAGCCUGGGAGGGGCCCCUCUGGAAACGGCAAACGCAGCAGCCAAGCUUACCCCGGUGGAGGACAGCAACGACGGCUACAAUGACUUCAUCAUGCAGCAGCAGCUAAAGCAGCUGAUAGUGCUGCCAGUGUGCACAGAGAAACAAAACAUGCAUCAAACACACACACACACAAUCGCACAAACCAAUGAACUCCUCUAAGGGUUUGGCCGGCCCUGUAUUGUCUGUACACAAGACUUACUGUUUUUAUGUUCCUUCACCUUCAAGGUUUGAAUUCAUGGUUAAAAAAAAAAAGGAUUUGUUUUUCCACAAUUUUGUAUGAUUUUUUUCCCUUUACGGUCAAAAACCUUUACAAUGUUUUAUGCACAUUUGUGACCAAUGUAGCAGCAUAGACAACCAGUUGUAAAGUACAAGGCAGUAUUGUUAGCAGGGGGAGAAAAUGAUGAAGGUCAAGUGUCUGACUGCAUAUAUGUGGCACCAAUAGUGUUUCAGAUUCACUUCUGUGUCUCAUGGAGGCAUAAUUGCAGCAAAGGGAGCCUGUGUGGGUGUCAGCAUCAGGGCUGCUAAAAUAUUAGCAUGGGUCAGAAUAUGGCUGCAAUGAUUGAUCCCAGGCAUUAGUGGCUCAGAGGUGGAGGGCUAUUGAAGAGAAGCAGCACUUUUACAGUGAAAGUGGCUUCUGUGCAAAGAUGGAGCUUGUUCUUAUCGAUUGGCCAUUAAACCAGAGUUUGUGGAUCUCAGAGUCCCAGCAGUAAUGCAGCAGUUUGAUUUUUUUUAAAGAUUUUUUGGUUUAGUGAAAGCUAAAAGUGAAGGUGUAGCAGGUGUUUCAUCUUUCUCCUUUCAGGCAUCUGUGUUCACAUUUAUUUUCCCUUCACAUUUUCUAAUCGGUUAACCCACAGAGGAAACAUGUUCUAGUGGCGAUAAAUUAUGAAAAUGAUUCCUUUAAAAAAAACUAAUUAAUGUCUCAAAGACAGAUGUGUCUCCCUGGUUUAUUUAUAUAGUUCUGGCCCUGAUUUGUGGGCAUUAAAGCUCAAAUAGGAGUGUCUCUGUGCAUAUUUGUAGUUCCCUCUGCACCCGCUUAUGCACUCUAUUUACAACAACUCUGGCAAAAAAAAAGACCCCAUUCCUUCUGAUUUUUGUCAUUAUGCAGGGGAUUAGGUUUAGUCUUUUUUUGUAUGCCUGUUGCUCCAUCAUCCAAAACUGAAACGCGUCUCUGUGUGCCCAGAUGGAAUAUCAUCAGUGUAAAAAUGAAUCCAACAUGCUUUGGAACAUGUUUGUUUUCAUUAGUCUGGAUUCCAAACCUUAGACCUUAGACUCAACAUGGUAUGUCCAAAGCGUCUUCUAUCUUUUAGCCCUUUUUUUCUUUCAGAAAAACGUUUUUUAAGGACGAGGACAUUAUUUUAAAGACAAGUUUAUCAACAAAACAACAUUGUAUCACAGAGAAAAUGUCACUAUUUCUCCAGCUGCAAAGAAAGCGCAUAAGCUAGGAGUCAUCUCCAUGUGGUUAGUUUGUCUCUAUAAAGAGCUGCUUCAUUCCUGGAGCUGCAUUCUCAGCUCUGACAGGUGUAAGAAGCACCACUCAGUUUUCUGAAAAACAUCCUACAGCUAUUUACUCGCUCUUGUCAAUGGGCUUCUUUGACUCUUACCCCGAAUUUACACUGGUCUGUUUACAGUGUAUCUCUGUGGCGUGAGGAGUCUGUCUCACACCCGUCAAUUAAUUGAAAUUGACUCUGUUGCAUCUCCGGUCCGUCCCCCCUGGAUCCCUGAGGAGUGGUUUGUCCUGUCACCCCGUGUGGAGCAGCUCGUCCUGCUCCCUCAUCGUCCUGCUCAUCCAACACUUUAACGAUCAAACCCCAUGCCCUCUCCAUCCUGACUGAGUCGGUGUAAAACACAUGUUUGUGUCAUACAUUGUUAUGUUUUUGAACCUCCACAAUUAAACUUUUGUCUUCCAUGAUGGUGUAAUCCCCAGUAAAUAUGAAAUGAGGUCUAAUGAGGUUUUAUUUUGAAAGUACAACAGAAGUUUUAUUUUGAAACCUGGACCUGUUUCCAGUUCCCCAGCUUUUUUUUUUUUCGCUUUUAAACCGCAGCGUGAACGGAAGUAGAACUACGCGUGAAGCUUGCGUUGCGGUGUAGAGGGACGAACACGGAACGCAUACAUAGAAGAGGCAAUGUGUGUGAUGCUUUUCUGUGUCAACGCAACACAGAUGCACGGCAAUGGAGAUGCAACACAACGGGGACGUGCCACAAACAGACCAGUGGAAAUUCAGGGUUAUGCUGCAUUUGGUCACUUCUAUGUGGACAUGCAGCAUCUCACUGCUCAAUGUAACCAAAAAUGACUUCAUAAGCCAGACGUGUGUGAGAGGAGCGACCGCCAAUUGUUUUUAGCCUUAUUACGACAUGGAGCAGUGUCUUUGCAUAUCUCAUUUAUAAUCCAUUGAAGACAUGGAUGAUGUUGAGAGAUCAGGUUUAUUUUUUUGAGGAGCUCUACAAAGACUUCGGUAAUCAUGUCUCCAUGGUUCAUGAGAUCAUUCAGAGACUUUUCCAGUGCGGAUGUUGGAUUUGGACUACACUCGCUGAUCGCAUCAUUGAACACAUCAUAGGCCCAAAGCUGAAUCCCUGAUUGGUUGUUGUGAUGCGUCGUCCUUGCCAAAGUUCCAACUUUUGAACUCUGGAUGCGCUGCGACACUUAACCCUUGUGCUAUCUUAGAUGACCCCCCCCUUCCAUUGACGUGUUCUCCCUACCAUGAC